AUGAUGUACUCGCCCGAGCUGUCCAUGGCGCUGGCCCACCGCCAGCGUCGCCGGGCCAGCACCAGCGCGUGCAAGCGCUCUCUGACCGAGGGCGCCGUCCACGGGGCCACGAGCGGGCCGAGCGGCAGCGGCCGCAGUCUCCUGGCCUCCACCUCGUCUCGACUGAGCUUCUCCGGCCGCAAGAGCGGCGGCUUCGACGCCAGCGGCAACGACCUGCUGGAGGACGCGCAGGUGCCCACGGCCGUCAAGUGCCUGGAGCUCGUGACGCUCGAGCUGUCCGUGACCAAGAAGCACGCGGACGUGCGGUACGUCAUGACGGUGCGGCACUGCGAGCUCAACGCGGCGUGGCGCCACGCGCGGUCGUUUGACGAGUACCGCAAGCUGCAGCAGCGACUGCUCAAGAAGCUGCAGCACGGCCACUUCUGCGACGCCGACUGCCCGUGGCUCUAUGGGUUUCUCAAGAGCUACUUCCCCAAGAAGUUCAUCUUCACCUUCUCCAACGACCGCGUCGUGGAGCAGCGCAAGCAGACGCUCGAGCGCUUCUUCGCGGCGCUCUACGGCUUUUUAUCGGACCGCAAGAACUUCUGCUGCUCGGUGGUCAUGACCACGUUCGCGGACGAGCUGGUCGAGUUCAUCUACGGCGACGCGCUGCAGCAGUACGGACUCGAGAACCCCGUCAAGUCGUCGGUGCUGGAGCCCGAGGACAGGAUGUUGCUGCUCAGGGGGAGCGCCGACUACAGCGCCAAGUGGGAAGAGCCGGCCACGCCCCAGAAGCUGCCGCUGAUGGAGAGAGAGUCGUUCAAGCAGCAACAACAGCAGCAGAUCAGCAGACAGUCGUCGCUCACCAACUCGCUCCGAGGAUCCCUCACGGACGACGAUGUCGUGAACGACCUCAACGCCGGCAACUGCGGGAUUUGCGGCUCCCCACUGUGUGGCGUCGCGUUCGGCAGCUCCUCGUCGUCAUCGGCUCUGACCGUGUCCAGUCUGGAAGACAGCAGCAGAUCUAUCGGCUCGAACGCUGUACCCCCGCUAUCUCGAAGCAGCAGCAAUAGCACGGGUAGCAACAGCGGCGUGUUCAAUCCUCCGUGGCUGGGCACGCUCAAGCCUCCCGGUAAUAACGGAGGCAGCGCCAACAGCUUCGGCGGCUCGCGACGCAGCAGCAGCAGUGCAAGCCGACGACGAGCGGCCACGUACUACCUGACGACGCUCAGCUGUGGCCAUCAAUUCCACGACGAGUGCAUCGUGCCGAAACUCAACGAGUCGCUCAAGUGUCCGACGUGUGGACGCAUCCAGACCAACGAUUAA
Molecule: messenger RNA, 1305 nt
Organism: Phytophthora sojae
Lineage: Eukaryota; Oomycota; Peronosporomycetes; Peronosporales; Peronosporaceae
Exons: 1
Coding region: 1-1305 (434 amino acids)
Molecular function (GO): phosphatidylinositol binding
Source: RefSeq, a predicted model, not a curated record